Molecule: messenger RNA, 579 nt
Organism: Suillus discolor
Lineage: Eukaryota; Fungi; Basidiomycota; Agaricomycetes; Boletales; Suillaceae
Exons: 5
Coding region: 125-535 (136 amino acids)
Source: RefSeq, a predicted model, not a curated record
UCGUGUCUUCUGGCAUGGCGCGCAGGCUACUGGCAAAGGGCAAUCGCAAGUCACCCUCAAAGGAAUAACUAAAGCUUAUGUAUUUACAUCCCUUCAUGCGCCGGAUGAUGCAACACUCAGCGCAAUGUCACAGUUGCACUUGGUUCUCUUGAUUUACCGUUCCUUGGGCUUUCGGAUCAUGCCUCGCUUUGAGUGCCCGGGCGCUUCAAAGCAAUGUAAGGUUUCGUACGCCGCCUUCUCAACGCCAAGUUUACGUUAUUUGAGCCUUUGUUUCCGAAAUACCCAUUCUUUCUGUCAGACAAAUGCAGGACUUGCCACACCGGCUGCGGCUGUCGUGCUGAUGGGGAAAAGUGGAGCUGUGCCAGUGGCGCUAUUGUUGGUGGUUUUUAUGACCGUGACGUUUAGCGCUGAGCUAAUUGCGGUAUCGAGUAUCGUGGAAGUUUGGCACAUGCACAAAUUUCUGCGCACGCAUUCAAUGCGACGGGUGCGGAGAUUGUUCAUGUUUCACACUACGCGAUUUGUGGAUGGGCAAUAAUGAUGGAUGGGGUGCUGGGCGACCAUACGAACGAACGUCAACCU